CAUUUGGCAGUGAGAUGCUGAGCUGUUGGGGUGUGUGGCUGGUCCUCUGUCCCAGGGACUAGUCUCAGAGACAGCGGCUGCUCCCAGAGCCCGGGCUGGACGUGCCAACAGGGACAGCAUGGAGUCCAAUUGUAAUGACGAUAGUGAGACCCCAUGGCCAAACUUAACACCACGGCAUAGAGAGCUUGUACCCACACCGUGUGGUCCAAUGAAACAAUGUUCGGAAUUAUCUUGUUUCGAGAAGGUAUUUGUUGCUGCAACAAUCAUCUCUCUCAUUGCCAUGUUGGUCGUGACAAUCCUAAGUAUUGUAAUUCAGGUGAAAGAUGGUAGUAAAGAUCCAACCCAGGAAGACUUCACCAUCUCAUUGAUACAGCUCAUUGGGAUAGUGUUCUGCUUUUACUAUGUGCUGCAUGGGAUUUUCCAGGAAAAUCGCCAGGAGCUAAUUGCAUUUGUCCUCUCCAUUUUAUUCGUUGUGAUCCGAUCUGUGGUGAACUUUGCUUCAGCGACACCAAUGGAAAGAGCGGAACUGCAGAUACGAUUCGGUUUCAUUUUGACAUUUGGCGUGUUCCUGAUGCUGAUCAGUAUCAUCUACCUGAUUAAGAGUCCCAACAUGAUGGCUUUCAGAGUGAGUGGAGCCUUUGAAACAUCCCAGUCACAGUACCUCAUGGUGUUUCUCUGCUUCUCUAUGGUGACAUUUGAUCUUCAAACGCAGCUGUGUCUCUGUGUACUUGUCUUGACCUCAGGAGCAAGUCAUAUUUCACUUGAACAUUCGGUCAUCCUGGGCGUGGGCAUCUGCUGGGCUGUUUUAAAAGCAGUCGUUGGCCUCAUAGCUAUUCUAAAGGAAAUUAAGUGUCUAGUCUGGAUCUUUAUGAUACAAAAUCUCCCUGAACUGGCCUACCUGGGUUAUUUACUGUACCUGGUUAUCUCCGAAUGGGGAUUAAAUGGAACUUACGUUCUGGAAGCUGGUGCAGUGACUGGUGCGACACUUUCUGUUAUCAUCAAAGCUGUCCUUGGUUGCUCAAUGAUCAAGGUUUCCCGCUGUUUCGGACAGGGUCUACACGAAAGAAUGUUUAAUCCCACGGAAGCAUCGCCGUAGGCUUGGGAUAUCUGUAAAGGUUCUUUAUCAGUGCCAUAACCUAGCAACUGCCUUCGCACUUUUCCGGAUGAUAUUAUUGAAUCUUCCCUUGAAAAGAGAUGAAGACAAUGGAUGUGGAGCAAUGUGUAUAGCAGUAAUGAACAUUUCUAUUUUUAUAUCAUAAAAUUUAUAUAAAGCGCUAAUUUCUGAAGCUGAAAAUUUGAGAACUGGUAUAUAGUUUGUUGGAAUAACUGAGACAUUAUUGAAUAUUUACAUUUUGACAUCUUAUUUUGUUGAUAUAUUCAGAGCUUGAUAUAUAUUGUACUGCACAUCUUUGAACAGAACUAUCAGGGUUGUCAAAUUCAAAACUGUGGUUACAUUUGGAGUUAUAAUCAGUUCAUUCCAGUCAGAACUGAGCAUGAUUGAAUUUGUCGAUUAUGAAAUUAAUUAACAGAAUGGAGCUAAUUAUUCUUUGUUAAUAAUUGAAGCCAUGUUAAUUUAAGGUAGCAGGAUAAGUCCAGGGACAAAUAUCCCACACUCACUCCUUAAGUUGCAGCCCAUAAAACACACAAUUGACAAUUUACAAUAAAUAUUGUCAUUGGAAUCCCAUAAUUUUGUAUGAAAUGACUGUCAGCACUAAGUGGCUUAACAGUGAUGCUAAAUUAUUGAACACAAUAAUAUUGAUUUGCUAAUACUGCAAUGAGUAAUUUGGUGUUUCCUGUUGAAUUACCUUUGAAUAAUUGUAGUUUCAUUUGCUGCCAUUGCUGGCUACCUGUAUUCACUGGGCUCAAGGUGGAUGAGAGUGUAAUCAGUUUACAGGACUUGGAAUUUUCCAAGUGAACAGACACUGGGAACAAAAGCAGGAGGAUCCCAUAAAUACCCACACUGGGUGGGGUAUCAGUUACAGGACACUUUUCCUGAUGCUGGAUGGUUUGACAGAGAUGGGUUGAAAGCCUGGCAAAAGCUGGCAUUUCCCAGAGGCGAGCUCUUCCAGAGCAUUGUUGAAAGUGAAUUUAGGAGGUUGACUGGGAUUCUUGGCUGUGCUGAGGGUAAACAUACUACCUGGAGGCAGCAGGCCAAGACAGUGUCAGGACAGUAGACCAUCCCCACUCACCUGGGUGGAAGUAGAGCUGAAAGCACAUCCACUAUGGAGAGGCGAAUGCUCUGGGUUCAGGUACAUAAUUCUUUGCAAGUUGUGUCACUGGUAGACAAACUGAUUACAAAGGUGUUUAGCACACUAGCCUUCAAUGCUCAGACCACUGAGUACAGGAGUUGAGAGGUCAUGUUGUGGUUGUAUGGGGUGUUGAUGAGGCCACUUUUGAAGUACUGUGCAUAAUUCUGGUCGACCUGUUAUAUGGACAACAUUAUUAAACUGGAGAGGGUUCAGAAAAGAUUUCCAAGGAGGUUCCCAGGAUGGGACGGUAUGAGUUAUAAGGAGAGGCUGGAUAAACUGGGAUUUUUCUCACUGGAGUUUGAGGGGGUGACCUUAUUGAGGUUCAUAAAAUCAUGAGGGACAUAGACAAAAUGAAUAGCAAAGGUCUUUUCCUUAAGGUAGGGGAGUUUAAAAUUAGAGGGCAUAUUUCUAAGGUGAGAGAAUAAAAGAUUAAAAGGAACAUGAGAGGUAACAUUUUCACUCAGAGGGUAGUUCUUAUGUGGAAUGAAUUGCCAGAAGAAGUGGUAAAUGCAGGUACAGUUACAACAUUUAAAAGACAUUUGGGCAGGUAUAUGAAUAAGAAAGGGCUAGAGGGAUAUGGGCCAAAUGCAGGCAAUAAAUUUAAGGUGGAGGGAAAUAGCUCUUUGGUCUCUUGGGAAUCAAGAGAUUAUAGUGAGCGGGUGGGAAAUUGGAGGUGAGGUAGAGGUCAACCAUGAUCGAUGGCCCGAAUGGCCUCCUGCUCUGAUCCCUUGUGUUCUUGUUGAAGCCCCUCCCAGACCUACACCUUCUCCUGCAACCCAGUGCACCUCUGAAACCCAAAGUGGCCACAGAUCACUGCUUCACGGUGAAUGUACAACUGCCUCAAACUGCCCAACUUUGAAGAUUUUGCCAAUAAAUUCCAGAACAUGUGAUGGAGGGAUUUUGCUAGAGAUUCGAUCAUAUUGAUAUCGAGACAUUGCACCUUUACCUGCAGUGUUGUGGGAUGGGGGGAGUAGAGAUUGAGACUGAAGCCUUUAAAGGGCUGCAGGUUUUCCUAAUGUGCAGAUAUAAGGCCUCCAUUCAGAGGGCAGUCAGUGUCUGUGACUGUUUACUUGACUGAACAAUAUCUGCCCUAAGUAUUUGUGGUUUCUCCUAGGGCUAGCAUGGGAAUGCUGGCCCGAGUUCAUGGGAUAGCAUUGGAAAGUUAACCUCCUACAGCUGAAGAAACCUUGCCUAGGAAGGUCAGAAAUUACUGUUUCCCCAAGUAAUGGCAUUGGACCAUUCAAUGGUGUUAAUAAUGAUGUGAGUUGGAUUUUAUUUCAUUUCCUUUUGUCAAUAAUUAAUUACUUGAUCAAGUAUUGAAUUUGUCUUAUCUUUAUGCAUUAUUUUCAACGAUAAAUCACUGAGCUUGGGGUUUUUGUGAUUUAGUGAAUUGACUGAGUGUUUAAAAAGAAGAGGAACAAGGCAGAUGUUCCCUUUGGACCAUCCGGAAUUGAUUGACCUCUGUUAAAUUAGCACAAUGUUCAUUUUUACUUUGUUCAAUACCGUACAUCUAAUUCAAUAUAAAGAUUCCAAAUCUGAACAAUUGCACUCACCUUAUUCCAAAUAAAUUACCAUUUUAAGGCGUCAAGUGACUGAUGCGAAGAAAAUGUAAGCAAAGGGGAAAAGUCACACUCGAGCUGCUCAGUGUAUGUUUGACAAGUUCCUCAUUGUGUUGUGUUCAUCCAGCCUGGGAUAGGUUAAUGCACUAAAUCCAUGCACGAAUGGUCCUGGAUUCUUCCCUUGAUAUUCUCAAUAUUGUGUCUGUACACACCUGAAAAUACUGGGCAUCAUUGAAAAAGGCACAUAACUGUCUUGGGAUAAAUAACUUCAAACAUUUUCCAGGAUUACAUUUCACUUUGGUUUUGGAUCUAGUGUCAGAUUCAUUCUCUCAGCUGGGGAAUCAUUGACUCAGGGAAUGUUUCCAGCCAGUCCCACUCUCAAUGACCUCUCCCUUGUCAAUUCCCACUCUUCAGACGCUCGUCUGGUUAUCUCUGAAAGUCACAAUUAACUCAGCAACCGCCACUUCUAGAUACUGGGUAAAUGUCUCUCAUCAUCUUGCCAAUCCCCUUAAAUUGAAAUCCCAUCAUCCUCUCCCUUUCCACCAAUGUUUCUCUUUGUCCACUCUGCCCAGGCCCCUGACGAUUUUAAACAACCCCAACAAGUCUCCUCUUAGGUUUCUCAAUGUAACUGAAACCCUUCAUCUUUCAGAGGGAAGGUGGGGGUCUCAGGGGAACUGCCCAGAAGUAAACCAUGUUUUGGGGUCGGGGGUGGGGGGGCCAUAAAACUCAUUGAAAAGACACAUGGAGACAAACACUGGGAGUCAAUCUGCUGACUGGCUGCAUCACUAACUACUGAGUCACGGAACAAUGGAUCAUGUAAGGUCCUGCUCCUGGUGUGGAACCUCACCGUACUGGAGCAAGAUCAUACACACAGUAACACACAAUAACAUGGUUCAAGGGGAUUCCAGCCUGGACACUCUGGUCUGGAGUCACGCAUCAGGAAUUUCUGAACCAGUCCACAUCAUCUCCCUCACUACUGGGAGAUAUAAAUGUUAAAAGCGAAUGUAGCAGAUAAGAAUUAAACUAUACUAAGAAGAGUUCUAGCUUUGUGUUGAUCAAGUGUUACUAUUAUAUUGGGACCUGAAUUUGAGUAAAAUUCACCUCCAUAACUUGUUGAAAUGCUUUGCCUAGCCACUUUGUAAAAGAAUGU
Molecule: messenger RNA, 4958 nt
Organism: Hemiscyllium ocellatum (epaulette shark)
Lineage: Eukaryota; Metazoa; Chordata; Chondrichthyes; Orectolobiformes; Hemiscylliidae
Exons: 10
Coding region: 119-1096 (325 amino acids)
Source: RefSeq, a predicted model, not a curated record